Diplodia corticola is the source of this 1233-nucleotide messenger RNA. Its product is annotated as protein unc-isoform a. The transcript has a single exon. NCBI's taxonomy places the organism in Eukaryota, Fungi, Ascomycota, Dothideomycetes, Botryosphaeriales, Botryosphaeriaceae. The record is from RefSeq and is a predicted model, not a curated record. The coding region runs from base 1 to 1233 and encodes 410 amino acids.
AUGUCCAGUAAGAACCUCUCCGGGUGGCAGAUGGCCAUGCUUGCGUUUCCUGAACUGCUAUCUCCGAUGAGCGACAACUCAUCGAACAAAAAUGAGACGAACCCGAAGAAGGGGCGGGCUGCUCCUACGGAGCUGACCAAAGACGCCAGGCGUACGAAGCUGGGUGACACAAAGACACUGUCCAAGAAGAGAGACGACACAAAGAAGAAAUCAGCCUCCCCUACCAAGCCGACUGAAGAAGUCAAAAUUUCGAAGCUGGCAGAUACAAAGAAGAGGCCAGACGCGAUGAAAGACGCAAAGAAGAAACCGGUCUCUCCUACUAAACAAACUAAAAGCGUCAAGAUUCCGAAGUCGGACAACAAAGGAGCAGUAUCUGACGACAAGAAGGCCAUGAGAAAAAAACCCGUCUCUCGUACCAAGCCAGCUGCUAGCGUCGAACUCCCGGAGUCUGACGGUACAAAGACGACGUCUGGCGAGAAGAGAGCCACAAGGACUAAAUCGGUGUCUUCUGUUGCCAAGCCAACCAAUAACAUCAAAGUUCCGAAGUUGGAUGACAUAAAGACCGUGUCUGACGACAAAAAAGCCACAAGGAAGAGAUCCAUCACUACUGCCGAUUCAACCAAAGUAGUCAAGAAGCGCCGGGUUGGAUCAAGCCCCACGAAGGCAACGAGCGACAAGAGAAGAUCGGUGGAUGUAAAAAAAGAGGGAAAAACUGCGACCCUCAAGAAGCGAACAAACAUCAACGUCCGUAAGGAGAAACUGUCAACGAUCACCGGAAAUGAGUCCGACGGCGGUACGAAAGACAAAGAGAAUAAUGGAAUUACUUCACGCAGGCGCACAAGAAGCAUGAGUCGUCAGCUAGAGGCACAAGGUGCGGAAGCGUCGGACGACCCCGAAAAGGGCAUGCUGGAGAGGCUGCCCCCCAGGGCAAAGAAAACGAAACAUGUCAAGCGCCGGCAGUCGAUGGACCUUCACGAAAUGUUGGGUAUCACGAAAAAUCCCAAAAAGGAAGUAGCGACACCCAAGCGGAAGAUGUCGAGCGACGAAGAGACAUCAGAAGAUUACGAGAAGUCUAGAAACACUCGGCCCCUGCCAGGGGUGGUGACAAACCCUUCAGUGCCGGCAUACAAAUAUUACAAUCGUCGCGGACAGGAGAAGGAUUCUUACGCGAACAAAUUAAGGUCCAUGACCGCGAUGCUUGCCCGAAAGCCGGGGGGAGGUCGAAGACGGUAG